AUGGGCGCCGCGGCCGCUGAGGCGCCGCUCGGGCUGCGGGCCGCGCCCCCGCUCGCCUUCUGCUGCUACACGUCGGCGCUGCUGCUCCUCGCCUUCUCCCUGCCCGCGAGCCGCGCGUCCAACCAGCCCCCCGGCGGCGGCGGCGGCGGCGGCGGCGGCGACUGUCCCGGGGGCAGAGGCAAGAGCAUCAACUGCUCAGAACUAAAUGUGAGGGAGUCUGAUGUCAGAGUGUGUGAUGAAUCGUCCUGUAAAUUUGGAGGCAUCUGUAAAGAAGACAGAGAUGGUUUGAAAUGUGCAUGCCAAUUUCAGUGCCAUACAAAUUACAUUCCCGUCUGUGGCUCAAAUGGAGACACUUAUCAAAAUGAAUGUUUUCUUCGGAGGGCUGCUUGUAAGCACCAGAAAGAGAUAACAGUAGUAGCCCGAGGUCCCUGCUACUCUGAUAAUGGCUCUGGGUCUGGAGAAGGAGAGGAGGAAGGAUCAGGGACAGAAACGCAUAAAAAGCAUUCCAAGUGUGGACCGUGCAAGUACAAAGCUGAGUGUGAUGAAGAUGCAGAAAAUGUUGGGUGUGUAUGUAAUAUAGAUUGCAGUGGAUACAGUUUUAAUCCUGUGUGUGCUUCUGAUGGGAGUUCCUAUAACAAUCCCUGCUUUGUUCGAGAAGCAUCUUGUAUAAAGCAAGAACAAAUUGAUAUAAGGCAUCUUGGCCAUUGUACAGAUACAGAUGAUACAAGUUUGUUGGGAAAGAAAGAUGAUGGACUACAGUAUCGACCAGAUGUGAAAGAUGCUAGUGAUCAAAGAGAAGAUGUUUAUAUUGGAAACCACAUGCCUUGCCCUGAAAACCUCAAUGGUUACUGCAUCCAUGGGAAAUGUGAAUUCAUCUAUUCUACUCAGAAGGCUUCUUGUAGAUGUGAAUCUGGCUACACUGGACAGCACUGUGAAAAGACGGACUUUAGUAUUCUCUAUGUGGUGCCCAGUAGGCAGAAGCUCACUCAUGUUCUUAUUGCAGCCAUUAUUGGAGCUGUACAGAUCGCCAUUAUAGUAGCCAUUGUCAUGUGUAUAACAAGAAAAUGCCCCAAAAAUACUAGAGGACGCCGACAGAAGCAAAACCUAGGUCAUUUUACUUCAGAUACUUCAUCCAGGAUGGUUUAACCGAUGACUUUUAUAUGCACACUGACCAUGUGAUGUACAUUUAUUAUGUCUUUUUUUAAAGAAUGGAAAUAUUUAUUUCAGAGGCCUUAUUUUUGGACAUUUUUAGUGUAGUACUGUUGGUUCGUAUUUAGAAUAUUUAGCUACAACAGUUUUGGACUGUUCAGUAGUCUUUGUUUUAUGUUUCUAAAUACAAAAAUUGAUUCCAUGAAUUUGUACCACAUGGUGAUACUAAGACUUGUUCUUUACCCGUGGAAUGUAAUAUUUUUGCAAAGACAGACCCACUUCACAAAUGGUUACAAAGUCAUACUUCUUCCAUGGGACCACAGCAAUUGACAAAGCAUGAACUAAAGAUGUUUACAGAUUACUUUUGUUACAAAAUAAUCUAGAAAACACUGUGUUAAAUAGAUAUUUAAAUGUUUUUGAAAUUUAGUACCUGAAUUUCUAGACACUGCCUACCGCAUGAACUGUAAAGCUGUGUGUGUUAGAUGUAAAAUAUUUAUAACCUGUAUGGACUGGAAUUUGAUUAUUCUGCUCUUUAAAAAUAAUUCUAAUAAUUUGAAAAAUUACCUGGCAGUAAUGGCAGAACAGAUCACUGAAAAGUAGAUUUAGAUAUUGUAAAAAUAGGCUAUUUAACAAAUGGAUUGGAAUAGAGCCUACACUAUCGGUUAAACUACUUUACUACACAUUCAUUUUCAAAUACAAUAUUUGUUUUAAUAUAAAUAUACAAAUUGUACCAGUGUUUGUGAAUACAAUGCAAAAAUAAUUGUUAACGAUUGGAGCUCUUAGAGUGAGCUUAAAAAUGACCUAAGACCUCUAUCCAAAUUUGUCCUGUAGUGAUAGCUGUAUUAAUAGAGUGUUGGUGUUUAAAGGUCCAAAGUGUGAGUAGAAUGUAUCAAGCUGUUUAAUGUGUAGUUUAGAUACUCAAAAGUAUGCAUGUAGAAUUUAAAUCUAAAUUUAAAUAUUAAUUUUAAUAAUGUGGCUUGGAAGAGCAUGUUAAUAAUACAAGGUUUUCACUACA
Molecule: messenger RNA, 2164 nt
Organism: Jaculus jaculus (lesser Egyptian jerboa)
Lineage: Eukaryota; Metazoa; Chordata; Mammalia; Rodentia; Dipodidae
Gene: Tmeff1
Product: transmembrane protein with EGF like and two follistatin like domains 1
Exons: 10
Coding region: 1-1146 (381 amino acids)
Molecular function (GO): protein binding
Source: RefSeq, a predicted model, not a curated record